Messenger RNA from Trypanosoma grayi, 339 nucleotides. RefSeq lists its product as hypothetical. The annotation marks the transcript as partial. The record is from RefSeq and is a predicted model, not a curated record. The transcript has a single exon. NCBI's taxonomy places the organism in Eukaryota, Euglenozoa, Kinetoplastea, Trypanosomatida, Trypanosomatidae.
AUGGGGACGAAGGACGCGAGUGACGGCACCAUUGAGGAUGUGUGCAGUGGUAUUCCGCGGUGGUGUUUGGAGAAGAUGACGCUGCUAAGCCGCGAGGAGAUCGAGGCGAUGUCGCAUGUGUACAGUGACACGGAGGAUGAGAAGACGAAUGACGGGACGGCGACGCACCGAAACGACUCCUUUAAGGCGCGCAUGGCGGCGCUCCCUAUGUUCCUGCAGACCGAGGCGCUUCUUCUUCGUUGCCAUGAGCAGGAGUUUCGGCAGUGCAUGAAGGAACUCGUGGAGCUGUCCGAGUGCAUUGUGAUGGUCUGCGACGGGGCGCUGCGGCCGCAGGAGCCG